CUAGAGGUGCCAUGCUAUUCUCUACGGUAUCGGUAACCGAAUGUCGAAUGAGCAUUGGAUAGGAUAGCGCAACCAAAACAACAGCCUACGAGUUAUCUUGCUCAUCUAGUGUGGUAUUAUUUGGGUAUGACGACUGUAGGACGCAGAUCUGAACGCUAAAAAAAGGGCUGUUUCUCCUUCUUCGCGACAGAAUUCACAAGAAUGACACAUUCAGCAUCACAGUUUAUCGUGGUCAAAUCAUUACUUUGGGACGUAAUUCAUCAGUAUCGAUUUGGCGAUGUCAGACAGUGACGAGAAAGAGUCCAUGGCCCUCUCGGAGGAUGAGAGACAAUAUAUCCGUGCACUGCUCAAAUGGGAGCCUAGCCAUGCUCAAGGGUUUGCGAGAAGAAGAUCAUUAUCUCCCGAACGGCCUCUAGCCGGUCGGUUUCGCAUCCUGAUUCUGGGAUCCAAAGGCUGCGGCAAGACUGCCAUAUUGACAAGGUUCUGCAAAGACAUGUUCGCUGGCGAAGGCCAGCCACCAAACCCAGAAUACGAGCGUGGAUGCCAGCGAAAGAUUGAGAUAAAGGAGCAGACGUACGUAGUCGAUGCCCUCGAGCUGGAACCUAGUCAAUUGUCUGAAGGACAUUACCUCCGGCACGCAGUGGCCAUUACGGAGGCCGCUGUUUUGACAUACGAUGUGCGGUCUCGCGAAUCUUUCGCUCUCGCUCAAGAGCUCUAUCAACGAAUACAUGAAGCACUCGUAGUAGACGAGCGACAGUAUUACAGCAUCGUCCUCGCGGGCAACAAGGCUGACGGAGACCAAGAUAGUAGGGGCGAAAGCUACCGAAUGGUGACCGAGGGUGAAGGCUACGAACUAGCGUGCCAUUUCGGGGGAGGCAGAACACGCUGUGCAUUCCGGGAGACUUCGGCACGAACCGGCGAAAACGUAGACACGCUUUUCAUGCUCUUGGGUACAGAGCUGCUUAAGUUGCGGCAGCUCGCGCAGCAAUGCCAGGAGCAAGCCAACGAUACUCCCGAAGCCGAUGACGAACAGACCAACGGCUACAGCACAAACAAGUCACACAAGAAAAGUGCAAGAUUGCGAAUCUUGUCUCUAGUUCGACGUGCAUUCGGAAGCGUAGCCAGAAAGACCGCUAUUACUUGAAUGUGGAACAGAGUACCAUUGCACGAUUUACAUUUACUCGAUUCGCUUAUGCUAGCCUUAAGUCUAGGCGGUGGCCUGAGGAAUCGGGUCUCUGACACUAAGAUGAGGGUGUAUUCGUACAGCGAGGUGUUGGGAAACAGGAAAUAGCACUAAAUCUAUUGCGAGAACC
Messenger RNA from Xylaria bambusicola, 1313 nucleotides. Its product is annotated as P-loop containing nucleoside triphosphate hydrolase protein. Gene Ontology annotation, molecular function: GDP binding; GTP binding; GTPase activity. Gene Ontology annotation, biological process: signal transduction. The transcript has 2 exons. The record is from RefSeq and is a predicted model, not a curated record. The coding region runs from base 278 to 1144 and encodes 288 amino acids. NCBI's taxonomy places the organism in Eukaryota, Fungi, Ascomycota, Sordariomycetes, Xylariales, Xylariaceae. Gene Ontology annotation, cellular component: plasma membrane.